Molecule: messenger RNA, 399 nt
Organism: Penicillium canariense
Lineage: Eukaryota; Fungi; Ascomycota; Eurotiomycetes; Eurotiales; Aspergillaceae
Product: DASH complex subunit HSK3 family protein
Exons: 1
Coding region: 1-399 (132 amino acids)
Biological process (GO): attachment of spindle microtubules to kinetochore
Cellular component (GO): DASH complex
Source: RefSeq, a predicted model, not a curated record
AUGCCCCUCAAUCCACCCCACCGCCGCACCGACUCCCAAACCUCCUACCCUCGCGCCUCCAUCCUCCCCACCUCGACCUCGAGCAAUUUCAACACAACAACAGCCUACCCCUCAAACCCCAGCGCAUCAGUCUCCACCUCGACCAGCGGCUCUGCCUCCAUGUCCGCCGCGAAAACCCGGCAAUACGCACACCUGCACGCGCAGCUCGCGCAGCUGAACGCUAAUCUUGCGGACACGGAGAAUCUGCUGCGCAUGACGGCGGUGCAGGCGGGGGAUAUGCGCUUCUUGGGCGGGUAUAUGGGGGCGCUCUUUAUGGGGAGUGCGAAGGUGCUGGGCGAGGAGGGGGUAAAGGGGAAUGCGGACGUGGAGGUUAAGAAGGAGGAUAGUGAGGAGGAUUGA